This is a messenger RNA of Dentiscutata erythropus, 229 nucleotides long. The record is from the annotation of a GenBank genome assembly. NCBI's taxonomy places the organism in Eukaryota, Fungi, Glomeromycota, Glomeromycetes, Diversisporales, Gigasporaceae.
UUUCGAACAAAGUCAAGCUCAAAGUUCUAUAGCACCACUAUCACAAGCUCCAGCUCAAGUUCUAGCUCAAAGAUCUAUAGCACCACUGCUACAAGUUCUAGCUCAAGUUCUAGCUCAAAGAUCCAUGACACCACUGCCACAAGUUCUAGCCCAAAGUUACAGCUCAAGUUCCAGCUUAAAGAUCUAUAGUACCACCACCACAAGUUCUAGCUCAAAGAUCCAUAGCUAG